AUGAACGAGGAUGAUGAAAUUUUAGCUCAUUAUGGACUAAAGAGCUUUCACCAAGACUACUGGACAGAGAAAAGCGAUUUAGAUCUGAGAGGUCAGCCAGCUCCGUUGUCAAGUCCUUUAGACUCAGCGCAUCAUGGACGCAAUCGUUCUGACGAUAUACUUCAAACGACAGGCUCAGGGUCUGAUCCUUAUUAUCCGAAUGGUGUACAGGGAAAUCCGGUAGCCCAUUCAGCAAUGAAAAGGAGUCAAACGAGUGCAAUGCCAUCUAUGACUAUUCCAAUGAUGGAAAGAAGCAAAUAUGAUUCUGCAUCUUCAAAUUGGAGUCGAGGAUCGCCUUCUGCAGUCGUUGGUAUGAACGGCAAAGUGCAAACCAAAAAGCCUUCAAAUGGGUCACGCCUGCUUUUAGGUCUCAUGGAGACAAACUUUAACAAGUUUAUUGCAACGAAGGAAACAAUUGAUAACGUUUAUGCACAGAUCGUAUCUACGCUUGGCGAACACGGUCAGUUGAAUACAAUGGAAAUAUGUGAGGAAAGUCUUAAUGAAGCAAUCAAAGAAUUUCACGGACUUGAUGAUGAAUCUAUGAAGCAAUUGGAUGUAGACUACGGAAAACUUCUUGUCUUACAACAAUGUAAAGUUUUUUAUUCCCUUCCCGAAAAAUUUCGGCAGUUUUAUGAACAGGAAAAAUACUCAAAAUUGUUACAGGAGUACAAAAAAGCCAAAAUCGUUUAUGAAAAAGAACAUGACCGAGCAUUACGAAACAAUAAACCUUUGGCUACCCUAAUGGAGCAUGCUUGGCAUGUUGCUCAAUCGUCCCUCGACAGUCUUGCUUCUUCCAUAUGGAAUCGUAUCUUACAUACAGAAGGAGAUUUUUCUUACAUUAUUGAGUCCUUAUCAGAUUUGUUAAAAAUAAAGUCAAAUCCCAUAAGUGGUCGUGAUCCUGUUUUGUAUGCCAUGGUAAGCCAGCAAAAACACCUUUAUACGUUUAUGAAAGAGAAGUUUUCCUAUUAUGAGUCUCUUAUUAAACUUCGACAAGACGAAUCCGGGAAAUUUGCCUAUGCUCAAGCUUCCCUCAUGCUAGUUUGGAAAGCCGUGUCUAGAGGUGGUGAUUUGGACUAUGCCUUGAGGGGCAGACCGGAGGUAUUUGCCGGUAUGCAAUUAAUCGAGUGGGCAAGCGUUUGCGUUGGAGCGAUUACCCAAGAAAUCAAAGAAAUAGAGCUGCUAACUAAGGAGUUUUUGGCCGGGACAAUACAAAAAGAUUAUCCAGAAGAUGCCAAACGAUAUGGUCAUGAUCCAAAACAAAUGGGAGUCAUUGUAGAAAAGCUAAAUAGUCAAUUCACAGAAUUGCUAUACAAUUUUGUUGGAGAACGCGGAGAGCGAUUAGAGUUGGACGGAGCAAACGUAUUGAUUCAGUUGCAUUACUUUCAACGAGUGGCCGAUUUACUUCCAAAAAAAGCUCGCCCCAUUUUUAGCAUGGCCGCAACGCGUUCUCUCGUGGAUACUUGGAUUUUACAACAUGUAACUCGUGCACAGACACCGGAUCUUUCCAGUUUGUUUAUCUUUAAAGGCACUGAUAGUCAGUACUUGAGACCAGAACUGCUAAUUAUCGAUAUAUUAAAAGGUUUAGAACACCUAUACCAGGCUCCUCAACGUGACGAGAUUAUUAAGGAAAUCCAUGAAGCAUUUUAUAAAGUGCUGUAUACGGCGGCAUACGUUCCAGCAAUUGAUACAACAACAGCUUCGAACUUCGCGGACUGGGACUCCAGUUUAACUACCCUCAUUGAUAGCUGUGUUGAGAAAACGCAACACCGGAAUGCGGAAGAAUUGACUUCCCUUGUACUGACAAUGCGAAAGAAAUUUCCCAUUUUGUCAUUUUGCCUUUUCAAAGAAGACAUUUUUGACAUGACAAGUCGUAUCUUUACUAUCAAAGAGCGUUUACCAUCUCUACAAACGUACCUUAUUCAUAGCUUUCCAUUGAAUCAGACGGCUCCUUCGCUCGAGCACACAUUUCAUGAUUCCCUUGGGACUCUCAUGCAAUUAUACACAAUCAUCCUUUUACAAGAGAUUAUGUCUUCGCAAUGGUUGACCAAACAAACACGCGUUUCUUCUAAUGCGAACUCAAUUCAUGCGUUUACGUUUGAAUUAUGCACCCUGCUGGAACGUGUAUAUCUGGAAGUGAAGGAAGCGUUGCCUGCAAAGGAAGCCCAUCGAUGGAUGUCUUUUGUAACAUCGAGUCUAACCAAGUUUUUCCUUGUCCAGUGUACAACAGCAGCGCUUCAAGACCUUCCUGUAAUUAUUCAAAUAUUGCAAAGAUGUGUGUCGUCUCCCGUUAUGUCCAAGCUACUAGAAAUACAAAAGAGUGAUCCAGUUGUCGAUUCACCGGCAACAGAACAAAAACUUACGAAUUUACUAUCACGAUACAAAUUUCAAUUUCCAGAAAUGAGCUUUUCAUAA
Molecule: messenger RNA, 2451 nt
Organism: Schizosaccharomyces osmophilus
Lineage: Eukaryota; Fungi; Ascomycota; Schizosaccharomycetes; Schizosaccharomycetales; Schizosaccharomycetaceae
Gene: sec5
Product: exocyst complex subunit Sec5
Exons: 2
Coding region: 1-2451 (816 amino acids)
Biological process (GO): Golgi to plasma membrane transport; exocytosis
Cellular component (GO): exocyst
Source: RefSeq, a predicted model, not a curated record